Molecule: messenger RNA, 4659 nt
Organism: Nematostella vectensis (starlet sea anemone)
Lineage: Eukaryota; Metazoa; Cnidaria; Anthozoa; Actiniaria; Edwardsiidae
Exons: 1
Coding region: 237-3374 (1045 amino acids)
Biological process (GO): cell surface receptor signaling pathway; G protein-coupled receptor signaling pathway
Cellular component (GO): membrane
Molecular function (GO): G protein-coupled receptor activity
Source: RefSeq, a predicted model, not a curated record
ACGUACUUUUCCCUUCCGUUCCUACUGAACUAACAAAAACUCAAUCUAACAUCUUCGAACUAAAACAAACACAAGUUCGCCAAAGAUUAAAACGUCAUGAAAAGUGAUUAUUUUAUAGUUGGUUGAAGGCGCAGAUGGCUGAGAACGUUGAUAAGUACUUAAGGCACCCCGUACUGACCAACGAGAAAAUUACCACACAACGAAUGAGUCCGACACACUGAUGAAUUCAUCCUAAGAUGAAUCUUUCUUUACCGUUGACAACGGUCGCAUUACUUUUCUUCCAAACUACUGAAUUUUAUUCAAAGGCAAAUGGAAAAAAGGGGGAAGAGAAUGGCUUGAGCGAAGUCCUUCAAGAUUCGGUGAGGGGUGAGUUACGGUUACGGAUAAGGCAAAGACAAAACGAAGAUAAACAUCAAGUCAAAGAUGUGCCAAAGGACAGCCUUACCGUGUCCAAUAUUCUCUUAGGGCUUCCCCGAAAACGUACGAACAAUGACAAGACGUUUCAAAAGCAUCUGAAAAAGAGGGUCUUAGAAUUUCCCAGAAAAAGUAUCAACGAGGACAAGCAAAGACAAGGAGUUGAGCAUCUGAAAAAUAAGAAAACGAUGGGGAAGCUGAGAGAUUUGCAUAGCCUUUCAAGCAAGAUAGACUCUAGGACAAGACUCAACCGAAAGCGGAGAGAUAUCAAUGAACCAGAGAUCCGGAAUUCGUCGGGCGGUGCAUCAGCCAGAAGAUCUCCAGGUCGCGUUUGGUCGGUCUGUAGCCGGGAGAGGUCCUGUCUGGGAAAGUGCAAAAAUCCACCCGCUUCUUCCGUCUCGCACCAGCUGUCUUGUUACUGCGACAUGGACUGUGUCAGGUAUAGCGACUGUUGUGCCGAUUACCACUUCUUCUGUCUCUCCAAUCUCACAGGAAACUUCUCUUUUUAUAACAUACAGCGAAAUUCAAAUAACGAUAGCAGCGUUAAUACUCAAGGAGCAGAGGUAGACGGGUUUAGAGGUACAAGCACUCACCCUCUGAAAUGUUUUAAGUGGCCAUCAGAUGAAGUAAAUAACGAAGGCGCUAUUGGUUUGUGGAUGAUUCACCAAUGUCCAGCGAGCUUUAGAGACAAUGAAAUAAAAGCAAUAUGCUCUCGACUGUCCGAUUUCGCUGUUGUAAAAUCACUUCAAACAUUGAUGGACUCGAGACCAGUGCAUUACAAUGGAGUCGUCUACAGGAAUCGAUUCUGUGCAGAAUGCCAUGGUUACCAUCAAAAUGUAGUUGAUCCGUUCAACUUCGCGCUCGACUGUGAUUCCAAGCCUCCUAACACGAUGACCAGUGAUGAGGUAAUACAGUUUAUGUUGUCAUAUUGUAAAAUAGACUGGAAAAUACCUGACAAGACAGAAAGACGAUACUGCUUUCAAACUAAGUCUACAUGCCAGUCUAAUGAUAGAGGGUGUGAUGCAACGAGGUGCGAAGGGGGUGUCCCUGGCAUUGUCCAUUGGAAUAAUGACAACUAUAUAGAUAUAUUCUGCGUUGGGCACAAAAUCAGGCCAUUCGUAAACUGCGGGCCGUUAUAUAAGAGAAUAAACAUAUAUAAUAAUCCAUUAAAACCUUUUUCUAUCAUCUUCAAUUUUCGUAAAAACGCCCAAGAGACUGAGAUACGGUACGAAGAGAAAUGUCUCGAAAGUGAAGUGCUCGACCCGUACAUGGACGUAUGUAGUGGGGAUUUCAGGCAUCAGCCCCCUGAAGAAUCGGCAUCGGAAUCGUACAGAAUUCUGCUAUGGCUACGACCUGCCCAUACCAAUGACCGUGACCAAUCAAGUGCUUCCUCAAAAUUCGAAAAAUCCCUUAUCGAGACAUUUGGCGAAGCAUGGAGUUUUACAAAUGUUGAAGAUUUGGAGCUUGUUGAAAAGCCGCGGCAAUAUAAAGGACAUUUUGGAGCUGUGUUGGUCGAUGACAAGAGGAGAGGAGGUGGAGCAGGAUAUAUCAGCCUUGAUCGGGUCUUGAACUUCACAUCCGAGUUCAACAUGACCAUUAAUGGUGCCGUAUAUGUGGUGUUUAAUGCACUGAAAAGAAUGACUAGCUGUCCAAACCUGCUGAAGUUCAACCAAAGUGAAUACAAGAUGCUCUCAAGCCCUAGAGGUGUCGUGUAUAUAAACACAACAGGUGAAGUUUUACACCCGAAGGACUACUACACUAACGCAACAGAUUGGAAGCCAACUACUGGAGCACCGGGGACGAUCUACGUGUGUCGUAGACGCCAAGUUUGGCAAACUAGAUUGGCAAAUUGCUCGGGUGUGUUUAUACCAAGAGAGGAGUUUAUGCAUCUUCCUAACCAAUCAAUCUACGUCAACGUCUCGAAAAAAACGUAUGAUCUACAGGAGUAUUUCAUAGAGAACGGAACCGCGUAUGUAUGCACGAAGGUGACCUCUUCAAGAGAAGUCGUAAAGAAGAACAGAGAAGGUACUCUAGAUGAUCCCGUUCUCGCUACACUGACAUUAGUGUGCAUGGUGUUAUCCAUAGUUGCACUCGUUUUCUUCCUUGUCACCUAUUUUCUAUUCAGAGAGCUCCGCACAACACCGGGUGUAAACCUGAUGAACCUGGCCCUUUCAAUUCUACUAGCACAGGUCACGUGGCUUGCAGGCAUCAAUCAAACAGACCAACCAAUUACAUGCACUGUCGUCGCUGCGUUGAUUCAGUUCUUCUACCUAGUGUCGUUCAUGUGGACUUCAAUCAUUGCGUUUGACACAUGGAGGGCUUUCUCGUCUAAGACUCACUUCAGGGGAUCCGAAUUGAAUGCUCGCCGACGGAAACGCAUUCUUCAACACAUUGCAGUCGGAUGGAUCCCAAUCACGCUCCACGUUGGUAUUUGUAUUUCUCUGGACCAAUCAGAGACUGUUCUCAUUGGCUACGGCUCAAGGAACGCCUGCUGGAUCUCGAAUGGAAUGGCAACCGUUUACACCUUUGCGAUUCCUAUUGCCAUUGCGCUCAUCUGGAACGCAACAUUUUAUGUCAUGACAGUGAAGGCUAUCAAGGAAAUUACUGGCCAAGCCCGAAUGGCAGCAGAGAAUUCCCAGGCUCGGCGUCAUUUUGCUAUUUACGUUCGCCUGGCAGCAGUGAUGGGCUUCACGUGGGUGUUUGGGUUCCUGGCCGAGCUCCUGUGGACGCCGCUGUGGUACGUGUUCAUCUCGCUGAACUGUUUGCAGGGUGCGUAUCUAGCAGGGUCGUUUGCACUCAGUGAACAGGCGAGGAAGCUGUACCGAGGACUUAUGGGGGGUAACAAUCUUGCAAGCAGUACUCAAGAUAGAUCUACAACGGUGCAAGGCAGCUUUACGCAGAGCGUUAGCAUGGAGUCCCGCAUAGACAAGGCUGGCAUUCAAGCAGACACUGCCAUAUAAGGAGAUGGCCUGUACAAAGAUCGUUUACAUGUUAUCCCAUACAGACGGACUGACACUGCCAUAUAACGUGCCGUUCAGUAUUACGUAUAAGUUUAGCGUAAAUUUCCGUUCAGACCAGACUGGUUCUCUAACAGACGCUGCUAAAUACAAGAAGUUGACCCAUAGAGUUGAUAUAUCAGAUUAAGAAAGAAUUUUUCUGUAUAAAAAUGUGUACAAAUAUUUUAAAUGCUCCGGGCUGUACAAAGACCUUUGACAUAUGUUAUUCCAUACAGACGGACUGACACUGCCAUAUAACGUGUCUUUCCGUAUUACGUAUAAAUUUAGCGUAAACUCCCGUUCAGACCAGACUGGCUCUCUACCAGACACUGCUACAUAUAAGAAGUUGACCCAUGGAGUUGAUAUAUCAGAUUAAGAAAUAAUUGUUUUUAUAAAAAUGUGUAAAAAUAUUUGAAAUGCUCUAAAACAAAUGCUCUACUCCAAAGAACACGCCCAUUGUAUAUUGAUUGUAUAUGGAUUAUGAGCAGUCUGAUCGGAAAGAUAUACUGUAGUGUAGAUGACUACAUAACGAUGGGUCUAGGAACAAAGGGUCAUUUGUUAUCGUUUAGAAUAUCAAUUGGUGUUUUAUUCGCGGCAGGAUUUUCAUCCAAAAUCUGUUUAGCUAGUAUCUUUCUAUAAGCAAAAUAUUUUCCUGACUAAUUCAACUGCCCCCUUCCCCUGUUAGAUGGCAAAUUGUUGGUCCCCUAAUGCUUGAGUAGGACACUUACUGAAACUCCGGCGGCAGUGUAAGAUGCUUCCUGACUCUCGUGUAAACCUUUAGGUAAACAUCUGCGAGAGCGGUCGGCCUGGGAAUAGAAUUAAAAACCUUUUAAGGUGUUUAAAAACACCCUUGAUGCGUCGACUUGCUUGAUGGUUUAUCCUGAAUCUUGUAAAAAAUAUUUGUAGAAAAUAUAAUUAUCUAUACAUUAUUUAAGUGUCUUAGCUAGUUUAAAACAUAGAAGGGGGUAUCUCGCAUAGAAAUUCAAAACCAAGCUCGGGUAUCACAUUCAACCUCGUUCUUCCCUGAACUAAAUAUAUUGAGCGUGAAGCAUACCACUGUUUAUUCCUCUGCGCUGCUAAGCUAAUUCCAUAACGCACCAUAAGGUUGAUCAUUCCACUGAAACAGGAGAAAGAAAAAAUAAUUACUUACCGUGAGAUUAACCCUAUCAGCUUUCUAGCGGUUGCAUAGACUGUAUACUGCAUAUUCAAAACAGAGUAAGAAAAAUCAAAUUAAAAAGUCACAAGCUUA